UGCGUUUUCCUCAGCGGAAGCUUGAAAGGCGGAAAAGAUGGCGGUCUUAGCGAUGGCAGCCAAGGGCUCAGGGCGGGUUUUCUGCCUCUUCGCUGGCGUAAGGAAGGGCGCUGUUUCCUCUAGUGCAGUUGCAUCAUGGAGACGGGAGUGUAGUUCAUAUAGUGAACCGUUGUCCAGUAAUGCAGAUAUGCCAGUGCCAAUGGACAAUCCCUAUAAGGAACCUCCUAAAAAGUGUGUCUUGUGUGGGGUAGCUGUUGACUACAAAAAUGUACAGCUUUUAUCACAAUUUAUUUCGCCAUACUCUGGUCACAUCUUUGGAAGUCAUAUAACAGGCUUAUGUAUGAAGAAACAGCGAGAGGUUGCAAAAAAUAUUAAAAGAGCCCGACAAUUGGGAUUUAUGUCGGUUACAUUUAAGGACCCAACAUUCCUCAGCGACCCUAAAGUAUGUAGUAUCAAAUAUCCAGAUUGAAUUAUGUUAACUGUACUUAAUAAAACUGAUUUUGUAACUGA
Messenger RNA from Lacerta agilis (Sand lizard), 510 nucleotides. RefSeq names its product mitochondrial ribosomal protein S18C (gene MRPS18C). NCBI's taxonomy places the organism in Eukaryota, Metazoa, Chordata, Lepidosauria, Squamata, Lacertidae. The transcript is spliced from 6 exons. Gene Ontology annotation, biological process: mitochondrial translation. The coding region runs from base 38 to 469 and encodes 143 amino acids. The record is from RefSeq and is a predicted model, not a curated record. Gene Ontology annotation, molecular function: structural constituent of ribosome; small ribosomal subunit rRNA binding. Gene Ontology annotation, cellular component: mitochondrial small ribosomal subunit; ribosome.